This is a messenger RNA of Ilex paraguariensis (yerba mate), 2452 nucleotides long. NCBI's taxonomy places the organism in Eukaryota, Viridiplantae, Streptophyta, Magnoliopsida, Aquifoliales, Aquifoliaceae. The record is from the annotation of a GenBank genome assembly.
CACUAAACGCAGCAUUAUAAACCUUUAGUAGUCAAUACCCGAAACACAGUCACUGAGAGAGAGAGAGAUGGAAGGAAGAAGACUCCUUCGCUUGCUCUUCCUCCUCUUCGCCACCGUUCUUCUGUUACUGUUUACAUUGUUAAACUUCCCUUAUCCGCCGUCCAACACGGCGGAGCUACUGGACUGCACCACAUAUUCCCCAUGGUGCACCUCCAAGAACCGCUUCCAGUCCAAAAAACCAGACCUUGUCAAAAACCCAUCAUACCCCACGCGCCACCACCACGCCGCCGACGUCCCUCACCACCCUCUUGAUCCACUCACUAUACAAGAGUUCAACAAAGUCCGCUCGAUUCUCAAAUCUUACGCGCUCUUGGAAAAUAAACCAUACGCGCUUCACUCUGUAGUCUUGGAAGAGCCAGAGAAGUCGGUGGUUCUCAAGUGGCAAAAGGGUGACCCUCUUCCGCCGAGAAAAGCCUCCGUCGUCGCACGUGCCGAAGGUGUCUCGCACGUGCUUACGGUGGACAUUGACACGAGCGAAGUAACAGGCGGCCACGAGAUGCAUCUUUCCGGCUAUCCUCCGAUGUCCAUGGAGGAUAUGACUUCCGCCACGGUGGCCCCACUAGCUAAUGCUGAUUUUAACCGUACGAUCAUCGAGCGCGGGAUUGAUUUGGUGGACCUUGCUUGUUUGCCCAUCUCCUCCGGAUGGUUUGGUAAGACAGAUGAGAAAAGGAGGUUGAUUAAGGUGCAGUGCUACUCCACGAAGGACACUGCCAAUUUCUACAUGAGACCCAUUGAAGGGCUCACUGUUCUUCUUGAUUUGGACACUAAAGAAGUGGUGGAGAUCACUGAUGAAGGGAGGAACAUACCCAUACCAAAGGCUGCCAACACAGACUAUCGUUACUCAUCCCAAAGUACCCAUCAAAAACUGAAGCUACUGAACCCUAUAUCCAUAGAACAACCCAAGGGUCCUAGUUUUACCAUAGAGGAUGAGCAUAUAGUGAAAUGGGCAAACUGGGAAUUUCACUUAAAGCCCGACCCAAGAGCUGGUGUGAUUAUUUCUCGGGCCAUGGUUCGGGACCCGGAAACUAAAGAGUUGAGGAAUGUGAUGUACAAAGGAUUGACAUCUGAGUUGUUUGUGCCAUAUAUGGAUCCGACUGAUGCAUGGUACUUUAAGACUUAUAUGGAUGCUGGCGAAUACGGGUUCGGACUUCAGGCCAUGCCCCUUGAACCGCUCAAUGAUUGUCCACGGAAUGCCUACUAUAUGGAUGGUGUAUUCCCAUCUGCCGAUGGAACACCGUACGUCCGAUCCAACAUGAUUUGUGUGUAUGAGAGCUAUGCAGGUGAUAUUGGGUGGCGACAUUCGGAGUGUCCAAUCACGGGCAUGGAGAUUAGAGAGGUACGCCCGAAAGUGACGUUGGUGGUAAGGAUGGCAGCAUCAGUCGCAAACUAUGACUAUAUUAUGGAUUGGGUGUUUCAAACAGAUGGAGUAAUCAGAAUCAAGGUUGGGCUUAGUGGUAUUUUGAUGGUGAAAGGCACCCCUUACAUGAACAUGGACGAAGUGAACCAACAAGAAAACCUCUACGGAACACUUUUGUCCGAGAAUGUUAUCGGUGUCAUCCACGACCACUACAUCACAUUCUAUCUCGACCUGGACGUCGAUGGCUCAAAUAAUUCUUUUGUAAAGGUCAAUCUCGAGAGGCAAAGAACCAAACCUGGAGAGUCGCCAAGGAGGAGCUACUUGAAAGCAGAAAGAAAUGUGGCUAAGACAGAGAAGGAUGCACAGGUUAAGUUGGGUUUGUACGACCCAUCAGAGUUCCAUGUGAUCAACCCAUCUAAAAAGACAAGGGUGGGUAACCCAGUUGGGUAUAAGGUGGUUCCUGGUGGCACUGCGGCUAGCUUGCUUAGUCAUGAUGAUCCUCCCCAAAAGAGAGGUGCUUUUACAAACAACCAAAUUUGGGUCACUCCAUAUAAUGAGACAGAGCAAUGGGCCGGUGGCUUGUUUGUUUAUCAAAAUCAAGGAGAAGACAAUCUUGCAGUAUGGUCUGAAAGGGACCGGCCGAUCGAGAACAAGGACAUUGUGUUGUGGUACACAUUAGGCUUCCAUCACAUACCAUGUCAAGAGGACUUCCCGAUCAUGCCCACUGUGUCUUCAAGCUUCGAUCUAAAACCCGUCAAUUUCUUCGAGAGCAAUCCAAUUCUGGGAAUCCCACCUAAUGUUGAGAACGAUCUGCCAAAUUGCAAUGCUGCUGCUUCAGUUUGAUAGCUAAUCAACUGUAGUUUUUUGUUGUAGAAUGUAUAUAUGUAAGCAUGGAAGAAACUGGAACUUUGGACUGUUUCUAAUUCGACGUUUUAAUAAAUAAAUGGUGAUUAUUGGCUUUCUGCUGUAAAAUUGAGAUUCUUGAUGAUGGGAGAGGUAAGUUUGCAGACUGCCAUUGUAGUUUCAAACUUAUCC